This is a messenger RNA of Mus caroli (Ryukyu mouse), 1677 nucleotides long. It is a transcript of the gene Rad9b, whose product is annotated as RAD9 checkpoint clamp component B. Lineage: Eukaryota; Metazoa; Chordata; Mammalia; Rodentia; Muridae. Gene Ontology annotation, cellular component: checkpoint clamp complex. Gene Ontology annotation, biological process: DNA replication checkpoint signaling; mitotic intra-S DNA damage checkpoint signaling; DNA repair. The record is from RefSeq and is a predicted model, not a curated record.
GCCUGCUCUGCCCGUAGCCAUGCUGAAGUGCGGGAUGACGGGCGGCCAGGUGAAAGUGUUUGGGAAAGCAAUACAAAUGCUAUCACGAGUGAGCGAUGAACUGUGGCUGGACCCAUCUGAGAAAGAUCUUACUCUGAGAUCUGUGAAUUCUUGUCAUUCCACGUAUGGCUACGUCCUGUUUUCAUCUAUGUUUUUUCAACAUUAUCAGUGGUCACCCUUUGCCACGAUGAGUGAUACUGACAUACCACUGAAUUUAAAUUGCAAAUUGGCAAUAAAGUCAGUUCUGCCAAUCUUUAGAUGUCUGAAUUACCUUGAAAGAAGUGUAGAGAAGUGCACAAUAGUCGCCAGAGCGGAUAAAUGCAGAGUCGUCAUUCAGUUCUUCGGCAAGCAUGGUAUUAAAAGAACUCACAAUGUGUAUUUCCAAGACAGCCAGCCCUUGAAAAUUAUCUUCAAAAAGAGCCUGUGUGCGAAUAUCCUGAUGAUUAAACCAAGACUGCUGACUGAGGCCAUUGCUCUUCUGACAUCAAAUCAAGAGGAAGUCACCUUCUCUGUUACUCCAGGGAACUUUUGCCUCAAGAGUUCGAGUGGGGAAUUGCUGGAUUUGACCAGCUCUGUGUACAGUGAGAUGUCUUUUGGACCGGAAGAGUUUGACUUCUUUCAGGUUGGACUUGAUACUGAGAUAACAUUUUGCUUUAAAGAACUGAAGGGGCUCCUCACCUUCUCAGAAGUGAUGCACGCACCUCUAGCCAUCUACUUUGACUUUCCUGGAAAACCAGUUGUUUUGAGUGUUGAGGACAUGCUCUUGGAGGCGAACUUUAUCUUGGCCACGUUAGCGGAUUAUCCAAGUAGAAUAUCUUCACCACAGUCACUGCCCCUUUCCCAGGCACGAAGGUCAGUCCCCACACAGUCUAGUGCCCCGGAGGGUAAAAGCGGAGUCAGUCAGACCCCAGAGAGCAUCUCUCGAGCAGCUCCCAAAAGAAUGUUUCCCAAGGAUUCUCCUGACAGCAGCUCUGCAGCUGAGACCAAGAGAGCCAGCGCCUGCCAGGAUGACAUCUUCGAAGUGCCUGAAAGUGUUGUCAGUGACAUGGAGGAAGAGCUGAGCCCUUCACACCUCAGAAAGUUUUCCUGCAUGUUCUUUGGAGCUGUAUCUUGUGAACAGCAAGAGCAUGCCGGCCACCCUUUGGACAGCCUGGCAGUAGCGAGCGACAAUGAGGAGGACCCCUCAGCUGCUCUGCAGUGGGAGGCAGAAAGCAUGCAGUGAAGUCGGUGUGAGUCAUCGGCACACAGCAGCCCAAGCUCAGCCUAGAGAGGAACCAGGUAAGGUGGUGGGGGACAAAUGCCUGCUCACUGCUCCUCUCAGGUCUAGCUGCUUACGUGCAGAUUACGAGCGAACCUGGCACCAAAUGCACUUAUGUAACAGCUCAUGGUGUAGGACGCUCUCACCAAACCUGUGUACAGUCGGUUACAGGCGACAAAAGGAGCCUCUCAGGAACAUGUGCUUGCUGAGUCCUUGGAAAAGCACCAACCUGUACGGAAGCAUCAACCCGGCAGGACUCAGUGCUGCCCACGUGCAUUAGCUGCUUCAGAAGUGAGAGCAGCGUUCUAGCUGAAACCAGAGGGCCUGGGUUCUUGUAGCUUAGCAGUGAGUCACAGCUACCCACGGGAACCUAAUAAAAA